Messenger RNA from Drosophila grimshawi, 881 nucleotides. Its product is annotated as cytochrome b5. The transcript has 4 exons. The coding region runs from base 85 to 354 and encodes 89 amino acids. NCBI's taxonomy places the organism in Eukaryota, Metazoa, Arthropoda, Insecta, Diptera, Drosophilidae. The record is from RefSeq and is a predicted model, not a curated record. Gene Ontology annotation, molecular function: heme binding. Gene Ontology annotation, cellular component: membrane; intracellular membrane-bounded organelle.
GAUACACCCUUCAGACCUUAAACGUACUCAACAUUUUUUUAUAAUUUUCGUUUUGUAAUUAAUUUGUUUGCGGGAGUAGCCAGGAUGAGUAAGACAAUAACUUUAGCUGAAGUUAACGAGCACAAGAGCGCAAAGGAUCUCUGGGUGGUUAUCGACAAUCAAGUGUAUGAUCUGACAAAGUUCCUAUACGAACAUCCUGGCGGCGAGGAUUCGUUGAUUUCGGUUGGUGGUCGCGAUGGCACACGGGAGUUUAACGAAGUGGGCCACAGCCAGGAAGCACGUGAGAUAAUGAAGAAGUUUUUGGUUGGCAACUUAGCAGCCAGUGAUAUUAAAAAGAAGCCGCCAGUUGGCUAAACAUAAAUGGCAUCUUAGGCUAAAUCGAGAGUCGAGUUCUCUGGAAUUGAGAACAUAACCAAAAUAACAAACGAACUAACGAACGAGCAGCGUGGUCGAGAACAACGACGUGAUAAGCAUUCGAAUUGAAAUCGAAUGUGGCGGAAAAUUCAUCAAAAUUAUCAUCAACGGUUGCGGCAUCUAACGCCUAACGACAGUAUCUAACAGUUCUCUUCUAAAACUCGGGCAUGACUCAGCUGAAACUGAAACUGCUUACGCAUGCUGCGUAAUCUUUACCUUGACCAAUUAAAUGAAGGGUUAUCAACGAAACUCGAAUACAAUUGGGCAACUGAUACUCUAUCUUAACUGCACAUCUAUCGCUAACCGGUCGCAUACAUUAUGUAUAUAUAUAUACAUUUAUCCAAUCCAUAUAUAUAUAUAUAUAUAUAUUCUUUUUUAAGCUUCAAAUCCUUCUCCAGCACCAAAGUAAAAUUCUACAAAAUCUAAACCAUCAUCUACGAAAGUCAGCAUGUAAAAUUAUAACAAUU